CCAAGAAAGAAAUCAUCCAAACCGCAGAACGAAUCGUGUGGAGGAAACAGAGAGGCCCCAUUGACACCUCUCCAUAAUGUCUACAUCAUUAGCAUACAAGCAUUACCUGCGCGCGCUCUCGCGCUGGCCCAAAGAUCCGCUGCGGCCCGACUGCCAAUUCCAAGACGCCAUGCGCCACCGUAUCGAGCAGCGGCUGUCGCCCCAGAAAGCAGCAGCGAGCCCGGAUGCUGCGCGCGCCGAAUUGGAACAGGUCAAUGCCCUGUACUCGUUGUUGGAGAAUAGGUAUAGUAAGAAGUAUGCCUUGAAGGGCUCGCUGUUGACGCCCGCGAGUAACCCGACGCAUUAUACGGACUUGGUCAGGGAAUUGGAUGAGGCGCCGAAGAGGAAUUGGUGGCAACAGGUGACGAACAAAUGGAAGGGCUUGAUACGAUUCAAAUGAGAGACCGGAUGGACAUCUGGACGUGGACUGGAACAUAAAUUGUACUUAUAUACUGUACUGUACAUAUACGGCGUUGGAAGGCUGGGCCAGAACUAAUCAAUCAUCUUUAUAUCCAUU
Messenger RNA from Amorphotheca resinae ATCC 22711, 556 nucleotides. RefSeq lists its product as hypothetical. Lineage: Eukaryota; Fungi; Ascomycota; Leotiomycetes; Helotiales; Amorphothecaceae. Gene Ontology annotation, cellular component: Cbp3p-Cbp6 complex; mitochondrion. Bases 77 to 439 code for a protein of 120 amino acids. Gene Ontology annotation, molecular function: ribosome binding. The transcript is spliced from 3 exons. Gene Ontology annotation, biological process: mitochondrial respiratory chain complex III assembly. The record is from RefSeq and is a predicted model, not a curated record.